GGAACCUUCAAUCCUGGCACGAUAGCUCUCGCAUCCUAGUGGCAAGAAUUGAGAUGCGCAGCUCAAGCCAACAGAAGCUUAAACCAGGGAAACAAAACCACUUGUGUGUAGUUGUACGCAAAUAGCACUUUGCUAAAGAGUUGGGUGCUGGUGUGCAAUUGGGUCCAAUCUAUGCGAAACCGAGUGCUGAGGAAGCAGGACAGUGGGGGAGGGGUAUGUUGAAACCGCCGUGUCCGGGAUCGAGCAGACACACAGCGUGGAAAGUUUGAUGUGGAGAGGGCAAGUUCUCACACAUGUCAUAGCUUGAAAAUGUUUGUGUUUGCGAAAGUAGAGCGGGAGCGAUCGGCGCCGCGCUUAAGUUGAGCCGUUUACGCUGGAGACUGGGCAAAAGCUGGGCUGGAUCAUAACCCUCACAGAGAAGGGGAGAGAAAUAGAGAGGUUCGCGAAAUCGCGAACCAAAUCCUGCACAUUUUAAGUCGAACGAGGAAAGGCAAAAAGGAGUCAGCUGACGAGAAAGUUAGAAGAGAACUGUUGUAAAAACUGAGAACGAUGGAAAUGCAAGUAUCAGAGUCUGGGACUGCAACUCUGCCUUCUUCAGGGAAAAGAUCCAAGCCAAAAGCCCCAGCGCCACCAGUAAUCUCCAAGCAUGUUGAGAGUUCUUCAAUAACUAAGAACCUAGAGCGUGAAAGUAAAACCAUGGAACAGGAAAACAACAAUAUGAAUACGCACUUCAAUUUGAGUGUAGUUCUGCCAGGAGGAAUGGAGCAAUCGACCAGUAUCAAUGGAAGCACACCCAUGAUGGAUUUGUUGAUUUUCCUUUGUGGCAAGUAUCAUUUGAGUCCUUCAAAUCAUACAAUAGAACUAAUGGGAAGGGAGAAGACUCGAGUUCAGUUCAAGCCCAAUACUUUGAUUGGAGCAGUUGAAGUGGAGAAACUUAUUCUAAAGCAGAAAAAUAUAGAGGAAAAGAAGAAACCCGUAUCAGUGGUGCCUGAGCAAACAGUACGUGUUGUAGUAAACUACAAGAAAACACAGAAAACUAUAGUGCGUGUUAGUCCUCUUGUUCCUCUUCAAGAACUAGUUCCAAUAAUCAGCAAUAAAUGUGAAUUUGAUCCAAAAAGCACUAUUCUCGUCAAAGACUUUGAGUCUAUGGAGGCCUAUGACUUAACAAAAUCUCUGAAGGAGCUUGGCAUACGAGAAGUAUAUGCAUUGGACACUAGUGUAGGGUUUUCCGAGGCUAAUUUUCAAGGUGGAUCAAUUCAGCAAGGACAGUUUCACGUUCCAGCAAAUGCAACUCUGGAGAAGGAAAGCAAAGGAUUCUUCAACAUAUUUAGACUGAGUAAGAAGAAACGCGAAAAACCAGCAAGUGCACCUGCAACCCCACUAGUAAGUCAGCAAAGACCACUUGGCAUGAGCAGUGCAAGUGCUUAUUGCCCAACAUAUGAAUCUAAUACUUUGCCUUCAGAUCUUCCGAAGAAAAGGCGAGCACCUGCACCACCGCUAUCUGUUUCACAGAGUUUUCCAAAAGAUUUAACUCAGCAAGCAUCAACUAGACCAACAUCAUAUGUUUUUCCAGAUGCUCCUGUCAAUUCUACUGAACAGGUCUCUCAAAACAUGACAGGUUCCAGCAGACAAAGAGUGGAGUCACUAAGUGGUGGAGUUGCGUCUACAAAAAAGACCAAAAGGAAGGCUCCCUUGCCUCCAACUAAAAUAGAAGACCAAAACGCCCAAGAUAAUAAAUCAGAUGCUAAUCAAGGAUCAGUGGAUUUAUGUCCAAGUCCUGACGUUGCAGAUAAGGCUUCUGCUAGUAAAAUACCAUAUACCUCAGCUGAUGAUCACGCUGGCAUUGGAUCGGAAUGUAAUCUUGAAGAGAUUAUUGAAGCAGAAGAAAUAAGAGCUGCAGACAUUGAUGAUACAAAAGAAGCAAUUGUUCAAAAAGCGGAAGAGGUGCCGUGCCCACCAGUUUCCACAGAUGGUACAUCCAUUUCUCAAAGUGUACAGACCUCAGAUCCUGCCAACUCGGAUAAGCAUUGUUUUUUGACAGUGACAAAUAAAGAAACUGAUUUCAAAUCUGAGAGCAAAAUAAGUACAGCAGAAGAUGUGUGCCAACAAAUAGUGACAGAACGGGGUAAAAAUUUGAAAACAAAUAUGGAUGCGGAUUUGUCAAUGGCGAAAACAAAUGUUGAAGAACCAGCAAUUGUGGAAAAUGUACGCAGUGAUGUGCAUCAGAGAGAUUCUGAUGGAAGCUCAACCAUGAGGACCAUGUUACCACCUGAUAAAGGAAUAGCUGGACAGUCUGCUGAAACUCCAGAAGCAAAAAACACUUGUAGUGAUUCAGGGACCAGUCCUGCGGCUAAACAUUCUGCCAGUUCUCAACCAUCAAAUGUAACUGAUAAAGGCAAUCGAAAAAUUUCAGACACAGUGGAGAUCAAUGAGCUGGAAAUUAAAAAAAGUAAUUCUGAAGAGUCUGGUAAAACAGUGGAUUUCCAGAAUGCCCAUUAUACAAAGACAACAGAGAGUACUGUUACCCUAACAUCUGAUACAACUUUGACAAAUACAUCAGAAAGUACUGCUGAACAAUAUCCACAAGGCAAUAAUUUCACCGCUGCUCAGACGACACCAGCAAAGCAACAGAAUUAUGUGUCAUCAAAUAUGUCUGCUGAUGCAACUGCAAGCACCCUUGCUGAUAAGCAGAAUAAGAUGUCUAUUAACCAACCAGCUACAGAAUCCUCAGCAUCCAGUGAUUUGCAUGCAUCAUUGCCAACCAAAGUUGCCACCAGAAGUCCAGAAAGUCCGACAAAGAUUCCGGUGCUAUAUAAGUGUGAGUCUGAGCCUAAGCCCAAGCCUUCAAAUGAAAUCACAAGAGACUAUAUACCAAAGAUUGGAAUGACAACCUACAAAAUUGUUCCCUCAAAGUCAUUAGAAAAUGAAGCAUUUGUCACAUAUGGAGUCAUGCCAGUAACUGAAAUACCAGAUCAGCAAAAAGGAUCUUAUGAUGUUGUCCCAGUGUCUGACACUUCAAAAGAGUCAACAAAGCAGCCUGGUACCUCAGAAGAACCUCUAACCAACGUUAUAAGAGAGCUAACUGCUUUUCACCAAGGAGCUAAUUUUGAUAAAAGUGCUGAAGGGAGAUCCAUUAAUUCUGCCGUCCAAACCCGUCACCCAGAAACAACAAAUUCCAAUGCUGACAGUGAAGAUGGGCAAUCCAAGGUGUUAGUAAACAGAAGAACCCAGAGUACUUCAGAGAAGAAAAUGAAGCCUGGAUCAGUCUUCCUCCAGCUGCAUAAAAGGAGCUCAGGACAAUAUGUUACCUCUGCACUUGCUAGAAGUUCUAGUUUACCUUCUCAAUCCAGCUUAGAUAGAGAUAACACAUCCUUACCAAAGGAAGAAAAUGGUGUGUCAGUUCAGGAAGUUAUUCCAACAAAUGCAGAUGAUCUAAAUGUUAUAAUUCCACCACCUCCAGAAUUUGCUGCACUUUCUGAAGGGAAUGCCCAGAAACAAUUGCCCAAAUCUGGGGAGGCAUCUAUAUCUCGACCUUUGGAACCUCCCAAAGUACCGAAGAAGCCAUCUAUUCGUGUAAAAUUAGAUGACACAAAAGCUGUCAGAACUACUGUUGUUGCUGCAAAAACAUAUAGUCCUACCUCACCAUCACCUUUUGCUCUUGCAGUGUCUUCAGCAGUCAAGAAAACACAAACAAAUCCAACAUAUUGCUUUAAACCCAGGAGUGCUGGAAUGGAUUUAUCAACCCUGAACUCUCCAACUAAUUCUGCGGAAAUAGAGUUACAUCCAGCUUUAACAGCUCAUAAUGAGUCCAGUCACAACAGCUUACCGAAACAGACUUUGUCUCCUGUAAGAGGGCCAGAAGUGGAUUGCUACAUUAAAGUAGGAACUGAGGCACAGCACAUUCAACCACCGUUGCCAUCUCCUUUAAGUAAAUCAAAACCUGCUUUAAUUUCCCAAAUGAGUGAUCCAGGAGAAAUUCAUCAAGCUGUACUGGAUGCUAUUCGCUCAGGAGAAGGAGCUGCCAAACUUAAAAAGGUGGACGCAAUUACCACAAUGUAACUACAUGUAUUAUUAAUUUACUAAAACUAAGUUGAUCAGCUUUAAUUUGAAAUUUAUUCAGUUACAACUGAGAAAUUGUCCAGCAAUUAUUAAACUCUGUAGUAUACAGUCACAAGUAUCUUCUUGCACUACAUUCUGCAAUUCACUGGAAUAUGAGGGGCCUUGGCUCAAAAUUAAUAGCUGUAAUUGUGAACCUGAAAGUACAAAUACCUGUACUAUAUAUAUAUAUAUAUAUGUAUGCGAAAAUUAUGUGCACUUAUAACCAAAACAAUCUCAAUUUCACAUCUUUAAUCUAUCUUUCACUACAAAAUCAACAUUUUUGCUUACAGAUUUUAUGCUGUACAUAAAAAAUAUAAUAAUAGUAAAAAUACUUCUGUAAUAAGGACUAAAAUGUUUUAAAUUUGUAAUUGACAAACAUAUAUUGCCAAUUUAUUUUUUAAAUCCAACUACUGUCUUCAGCCUUUCUGGCUUUUAUAAUUUAGUGAUAUGCCUUCCAAUUGCUCAACGAGAAACCAGCCAAAAUUUGGUUUUCCUGUUGAGCAUUCAGCAGUGUUGUAUUUCCUUGUUGUAAUUUUAGGUCUCUGAUGUUCCCAAAACUAUGGGUUUAAUCUUUCUGGCCAAUGGGGCUAAGAUCAAGGUGAUAUGUGGGUGCAGGACACCUGGGAAAAACAGGGGAAGCCAUGUAGAUAUGCCAUCAGGUUAAUAAUGGACCAUGAUCAACAGCUUGUGCCUCAGACAGGCAGCUGAGUGAGAUGAUUUAAGGUUCCAAUUAGUGGUAAUUUUCUAAGUACGCCAGUGUUUUGAUGUCUAUGGAGAUGUCCUUGCUAUGUUUGAGGCUGCCAUCACAGUGGAGGUAAGCUGCUUUUGGCAAACCGUAGAGCUCUCGGAGCUGGAGACUCCAGUUCCUGAAAGAGGGGCAUGUGGACAUGAACACCCCUGCCUGCUGUCAAAAAUAGAAUCCACCUGGGAGGUUCUCCCCUCUGCUAUGAGAGGCCUGGUAGCUUUACCACUGAUUUUUUUUUAUUUAAAUGAACAUUUCAGAAGGCAUCUCCAUGGUGAGGUAUGUUAUAGGCCUCAAAUCUGCCUCACCUUUCCUGUGUUGUGUCGAGGCUUUGAAGCUGCUUGCCUUCUGAUUGCUUUGGUAUCAUUGGGAACUCACGCGCUGCCCUUAAUAGUUUAGUGAACACAGAGGCAGCCAGCUAAAGAGGCCGUCACUGGUAAAAUUGCACCUUCAAAUUGCUGCCAGCAGAUGGGAACUUGUGGAUCCUCAUCUGGUGCCAACAUUGGGGUCCAAAAGCCUGCUGUAAAAUCUAGUCUUUUAAUGAACUCUUUUUACCUCUCCAGCAAUUAGAAGCGUUUAUAGAAUCAAUUAGUUGGCACUUUACUUCAAACGUAAAGCCAAAUCAAUAGGUACUUGAUUGUGUCAUACAACUAAAAGCAUAUCAAAUAUUUGGUGGAAGUUUUCUGUAGAUGGUAACUAGCUUGCACUCAACUGUUACAAGAGCAUCUGUCAUAUGAAGUGUUAUGCCAAGGAAUGAAUUAAAAUUGAUAUAUAUCUUCAGCUUUAAUGUUUCAAUUAUUAGUUUGAUUAAGAAAUAUCAGUUGAUGAAUUAUCUUUGAAGAAAAUGUUCAUAUAAAUGUGUAAUUAAUUUUGCUUAAUGUAGAAGAAAAAUGAAACAAAUGCAAAUAAUGUAUCUAAUAUUACUCCUGGAAACAAUUCAUUCAAUAUGUCUGUAUUCAAUACUUUACUCAGUCAUUGAAAAGCAAUUUUACAGUGGGGCAAUGGAAUUCUAAUGUAUAAAAUGUCUUAGGUUAACCAAUUUAUAAUAAUGCUUGUCUUUGCAAAAAUUACGAAAUAUUUAUAUUGAAGUAAAAACACUGUCAAUAUGACUUGGGCUUAUUUUUAGAAAUGUCCACUUUCAGAUUUGAAUAUGUUUUCUGAUUGAGCAUUAUAUUUAAGAAUUCACAAGUUAAGUUCUGCAAUAUCCAAUGCUUCAAUUUCUACAUGUGACAGACACAUCUUUGAAACAUUAAGUUCUUUUACCCUCUUUUUGUUUUAUUCUGCAUUCUGAAUGUUAAACUGAGAUGGUCUGUUCCUGUUUAUCAUGUUACUUAAGACUUAAAAAUAAUUAACUAAUGGAGAUGUAAAAGAUUUUAAUGGUUUUUAAGUAGAUCUGAUUGCCAAAUUUUUUCAAAUUAAUGUAAUAAUUUUGAAAUUAUUACUUUCCUACUGUUAUGAUCCCAGCUGAUGGUACUGUUGGACAAGCCAGAUUCCUUAAUGAAAACUGAUAUGUUUUGAUCAUAUGUGUUUUUGUUUAGACCAUAAGAUGUAGGAGUAGAAAUUAGUCCGUUCAACCCAUCGAAUCUGACCUGCCAUUCAAUCAUGGCUGAUAAGUUCCUCAACAUCAUUCUCCCGCUUUCUCCCUGUAACCCUUGAUCACCUUGACAAUCGAGAAGCUAUUGAUCUCUGUCUUAAAUAUACUCAAUGACCUGCCCUCCACAGCCGCCUUUGGCAGUGAAUUCCUUAGAUUCACCACUGUCUGGCUGAAGAAGUUUCUCCUUAUCGCCAUUUUAAAAGGUCUUCCCUUUACUUUAAGGCUGUGCCCUCAGGUCCUAUUCUCUCCUACCAAUGGAAACACAUCUCCCCAACAUUCACUAUUCAGUGAGUUUCAAUUAGAAACUCCCCUCAUCCUUCUAAACUUCGUCAAGUAUAGACCCAAAGCCAUCAAACAUGGCUGAUACAUUAAGCUUUUCAUUCCUGGGAGCAUUCUCGUGAACCUUCUCUGAACCUGCUCCAGGGCCAAUACAUCUUUCCUGAGAUAUGUGACCCAAAACUGCACUUCAUACUCCAAAAGUGGCCCGACCAGAGCCUUAUAGAGCCUCAGAAGUACAUCGCUGCUUUAUAUUCAAGUCCUCUGAAAAUAAAUGCCAAAGUUGCAUUUGCCUCCCUAACUACCAACUCACCCAGUAAGUUUACUUUGAGAGAAUCCUGGACUAAAACCCCCAAGUCUCUUUGCACUUCAGCUUUCAGAAUUUUCUCCCUAAUUAGAAAAUAGUCUAUGCCUCUAUUCUUCUUAACAAAGUGCAUGAUCUCACACUUUACCCCAUUCUAAAGGAAGGCAGAUGAAGGCAGAAGACAAUCUAUCACCUGAAUGGUGAUAGAUUGGGAAUGAGGGAAAUGGAAUAAGACCUGGGUGCCUUACUUCUAGCAACUGGCAUCGAAGGCAUGCAGGUGCAGUGGGCAGUGAAGAAGGCACAUACUAUGCUGGUUUUCAGAGUGAGAGAAUUCGAGUACAGGAGCAGGAAUGUCGUGUUGCAUUUAUACAGGGCCCUUAUGAGAUCACACAUGGAGUGUUGUAUUUAGUUUUGCUCUCCUUGAGGAAUGACACUCUGGCUUUGGAAAGAGUGUAACAAAGGUUUAUCAGACUGAUUCCUUGGAUGGCAGGAUUGAUAUAUGAAGAGAGACUGGAUCAGUUUCAUGAGAGAUAUAGACAGGGUGGAUAGCAAGAAGCUUUUUCCCCCAGAGUGGGUAACUCAAUUACAUGGGCUCUCAAUUUCAAUGUGAGAGGGGAAAAGUUUAAGGGAGAUAUGCGUAGAAAGUUCUUUACGCAGAGGGUGGUGGGUGUCUGGAACGGGUUGUCAGCUUAGGUGGUAGAGGCGGGUACAAUAGCAUCAUUUAAGAUGUAUCUAGACAGAUACAUGAAUGGGCAGGGAGCAGAGGGAUACAGAUCCUUGGAGAAUAGACGACACGUUUAGACAGAGUAUCUGGAUCGGCGCAGGCUUGGAGGGCCGAAGGGCCUGUUCCUGUGCUGUAAUUUUCUUUGUUCUACUCCAUCUGCCACUUCCUGCCCACUCUCCUCACUCGUCCAAAUACUUCUGCAGCCACCUCACAUCCUCAAUACUACCUGUCCCUCUACCUAUCUUUGUAUCAUAUGCAAAUUUAGCCAUCAUGCCCUCAGUUUCUUCAUCUAGAUCAUUAGUUAGUUAACACCCUGCAAUAUAUUCACAUUGGAUUGCAGAUUGCUCUUUAACAACGGUCUAUAAGUUUAAUCCACAAAAUAAAGAAAUAUAAUUUACAGUUAGAUGCAAACAUCAAAACCUGUUCUCCAACACUAGCCAGUACAGAGACUCAAGUCCAGAGAAGUUGCACCACUGUCUAAACUUUCAGGUUUCUACCAAACAGAUUCUUUCCUUUUUCUUUCUGGCGAAUUAGGGAGACCAUUCAGUGAUUCCUUUCCAAGUCUGCAGUCACGAAUUCCUCACAAGUCUGAGAACCUAAACUUGCUCAGUUACAUUAACUUGCAGAUUUCUAUCCAAACUCUCCUGAUCUGGUAGUGUGGCAUUUCUGCAAGAGUAUGUGGCUUCCCUGAACUGAACUUGAAAAAAACUCCUCCUCAGAGAGAAACUGCUGUUUGCUUCUGAAAUCAACUCUGAUGUGUGAACUGAACUGAAAAAGGUUUUUCUGAACUGUCAUAAACUCCUAAGUUUAAUCUUUCCAUUAACAUCACAAGGGUCUGCAGUUCUAGGUAAUAAUGGAUAUUUAGACCUCUGGCCCAGAGUGACUUGCCAUAUUUUAUUUGCAGAGAACAUGAUUCAUUGAAAUAACCAAAAAAAUUCUUCUUCCAUUUUAAACCAAUCCCAUUUCAAACAACAACAUAUUAUGCACCUUUUUAUCACACUGCUUAAAAGCUCUAAAAAUAGAAUUGCUAGAGCUAUGAUGUGUAGCUGUUCUGAGGAUGUUCAAGUACACUAUAAAAAAUUGAUUGAAUUUUGUUACUUCUGUUUAGUAUAGUUGUAUUGAUAACUGUGUUGUUUGGGAUUUCUGUAACAACAUACAAAGCCGUGUUUGCCUCAUAUACAAGAUUAUAUUAAUAUGCAUUAUAUCCAAGGAUCACGUUUAAAUAUGGUUGUCCUGUGGUUCAGUUUGUCAAGUCUCUCAAUGACUGACCCAAGUGGACCUGGAAAAUUCCCAUAUUUGAUCUUGAACUUAUGUUUGCCAAACUUAUUUCAAGCAUGUUGAUGGUAGGUGGGAUGAGAGUGACCAAAGUUCCCUAAAGUUUGGAAAUGUAAGAAAAUUCCCUUAGAACGUAGAACAGUACAGCACAGGAGCACAUCCUUCAGCUCACUACGUCUGUGUCAACCAUGGUGCCAUUUAAAAUGCCUGUGUAUAGUCUGUAUCCCUCUGUUCCCCUCCCAUUCAUUUAUCUGUCUGAAUAUGUCUUAAACAUAGCUAUCGUAUUUUUUCUACCACCUUCCCUGGCAGCAUGUUCCAGGCACCUACCACCCUGUGUGUUUUUAAAAAAAACUUUCCUCGCAUGUUUCCUUUCAACUUUCACGCCUCACUUUAAAUAUACGUCCCCUAGUAUUUAACUCCCAAACCGGGAAAAAGAUUCUGACUAUCCAGCCUAUCUGUGCCUCUCAUAAUUGCAUAUACUUCUGUCAGGUCAUUCCCUUUAGCCUCUGAUGUUCUAGCAUAAACAAUCCAAGUUUGCCGAGUCUCUCCUUUGAGUUAAUACUCUCCAAUCCAGGCACCAUCCUGAUAAAGUGAUAAUGGGAACUGCAGAUGCUGGAGAAUCCAAGAUAACAAAUUG
Molecule: messenger RNA, 9650 nt
Organism: Stegostoma tigrinum
Lineage: Eukaryota; Metazoa; Chordata; Chondrichthyes; Orectolobiformes; Stegostomatidae
Gene: cobll1b
Product: cordon-bleu WH2 repeat protein-like 1b
Exons: 14
Coding region: 550-4059 (1169 amino acids)
Molecular function (GO): actin monomer binding
Source: RefSeq, a predicted model, not a curated record